Coprinopsis cinerea okayama7#130 is the source of this 834-nucleotide messenger RNA. RefSeq lists its product as hypothetical. NCBI's taxonomy places the organism in Eukaryota, Fungi, Basidiomycota, Agaricomycetes, Agaricales, Psathyrellaceae. The record is from RefSeq and is a predicted model, not a curated record. The transcript has 7 exons. Gene Ontology annotation, molecular function: protein binding. The coding region runs from base 1 to 834 and encodes 277 amino acids.
AUGCUCGCACCAUCUUUGGCUUAUUCGAUGGACGUGAAUGCGCUGAACUAUUGCCGCUUUGCUCUGCUACCACUUCCCCGUGACGUAGCGUCAGAAUCCGCGCCAGAUGCUCUGAUCGCCUUACCAAACCUGAUCGACUCUUCAACGGUGAUUUGGCUUUACUUUGUGACCUCGUCAUACCAUGCUGCUAUUGGCCAGGAAGGCAACAAGCCUGUCUUUUCCGCCAAGCCGACGACAGGGCGAGGCAGAGCAGGAAUCAUAAUGUCCAUUCACCUGUACCUGGCCGCGUCAUCGGAAAUCAGCUCCAGCCCGCCUACAAGUGACCUACGCUUGCUAUGCCAAACGACAUCGAUCGAAGGCCAGGGUUGGGAGACAAUCUGGACUACAAAGUCGCACGUCGAAACUAUCAUGUCCAUGGCUGUAUCGAAGAACAACGCUUUCGCACUAACAACCUCGGCAGACCAUCUUGUGAAUCGUUAUGAAUUAUCGGAAAAUGGAAACCCGGAAUGUUCAGUCCAUCGAAUCAAGAACGCGGGUAACUCUUGCAUAGCAGUACGAGACGACGGGAAAGUGUGUGCCGUUGGUGGAUGGGACGGAAACAUCCGCUUGUUUUCCACCAAGUCCUUCAAGCCACUAGGCACAUUGAAAUACCAUCGGACAGGCUGUCAGGCGCUGGUAUUUGCGCGCAGUAUCCCGCUCUUCGAUGGCGUCAAUGACGAAGGCGACGAAGACUUCGACGAAACGGACAAAGCAAAUCGCGCUCGAUGGUUGGUGGCUGGAGGCAAAGACAAUCGCCUUUCAGUUUGGACAUUGAUGGACUUCAGCAAUCCAUGA